Meloidogyne enterolobii is the source of this 486-nucleotide messenger RNA. The record is from the annotation of a GenBank genome assembly. Lineage: Eukaryota; Metazoa; Nematoda; Chromadorea; Rhabditida; Meloidogynidae.
UUUCCGGUCCAUCAGUCCCUAAUAUUUACAUUAAACUUUCAGAAAAUCAAUCCUAUUGUUUAACUGAAUUUCUGUUUGAAAAAUAUGGAGAAGAAUUUGUAGUAGGACAGGAAGCUUUAAUGACACAUCCAAGGACUGAGGAGGAAAAAAUAAAUCAUUUAAAUAUGAUUAGCUAUGGAGAUAAAUAUUAUGUUUAUCGUUUGGAUUCAAAUAAAACCGGAGAUGAGGAACGAGCCUUUCUUAUGAACGGUUUUGUCAGUAAUCAAAAUGGUUUUGAUAAACUCAAAGAAUGUUUACAAAUCAAAAUUUUUGGAGAUGAACAGGAAAAUGAACAGAAUAAUCCAACUUUUGAUGAUUUUUAUAAAUUGUAUAAACGUUUCCACCCAAAACAAUUAUUCUUCAAAGAUAUCCCAAUUUGUAAGAAUGUCAGAUUAAUUAGUAUUAAAAUAUGUCACCUUUUUAGUUCACGAAGGAGUUUAUUAUAAU